Messenger RNA from Manis pentadactyla (Chinese pangolin), 939 nucleotides. RefSeq names its product olfactory receptor 2B11-like. Gene Ontology annotation, molecular function: G protein-coupled receptor activity; olfactory receptor activity. The record is from RefSeq and is a predicted model, not a curated record. Lineage: Eukaryota; Metazoa; Chordata; Mammalia; Pholidota; Manidae. The transcript has a single exon. The coding region runs from base 1 to 939 and encodes 312 amino acids. Gene Ontology annotation, biological process: G protein-coupled receptor signaling pathway. Gene Ontology annotation, cellular component: membrane.
AUGGCACUAAUUAACAAAAGCCAUCCUGAAGAGUUUAUUCUGCUAGGCUUUGCAGACUGUCCUUGGCUGGAGCUUCCUCUAUUCGUAUUUCUUCUCAUGACAUAUCCCAUGGCAAUGACGGGAAACAUAGCCAUAAUUUUGGUGUCCAGCUUAGAUCCCCGUCUGCACAGCCCUAUGUAUUUCUUCCUCACUAACCUCUCCCUUUUGGACAUGUGCUAUACCACAAGCAUUGUCCCUCAGAUGUUGUUUAACCUGGGAAGCGCUAAGAAGACGAUCAGCUAUGUGGGGUGUACAAUUCAGCUUUAUUUCUUCCACAUAAUGGGGGGCACAGAAUGUCUGCUUUUGGCUGUUAUGUCUUUGGAUCGCUAUGUGGCCAUCUGCAAGCCUCUACGCUACACCCUCAUCAUGAGUCGGCGCAUCUGUAUCCUAUUGGUAUCCACUGUGUGGCUCACUGGAGUGAUCUACGCUGUGUCAGAGGCCACUGUUACAUUACAGUUACCGCUAUGCGGUCUCAAUAAGCUGGAUCACUUGGUGUGUGAGAUUCCUGUUCUGAUAAAGACUGCCUGUGGUGAAAAGGGUGCUAACGAGCUCACACUCUCUGUGGUGUGUACUUUUAUGUUAGCUGUUCCUCUGUGCUUAAUUCUUGCUUCCUAUGCUUGUAUUGGACAUGCUGUAUUUAAAAUUAAAUCAUCUAAGGGACAGAAAAAGGCCUUUGGGACAUGUUCCUCCCAUCUCAUUGUAGUUUUCCUAUUUUAUGGCCCAGCCAUUAGCAUGUACCUUCAGUCCCCCUCCUCCAUCUCGAGAAACCAACCCAAGUUCAUGACUCUCUUCUAUGCAGUGGUGACUCCUGCACUCAACCCUUUCAUCUACACCCUGAGGAACAAGGAUGUAAAGGGGGCAUUAGGCAACCUGGGGAGGAGCAUUUUCACUUCCCAGUGA